Molecule: messenger RNA, 486 nt
Organism: Nannizzia gypsea CBS 118893
Lineage: Eukaryota; Fungi; Ascomycota; Eurotiomycetes; Onygenales; Arthrodermataceae
Product: DNA-directed RNA polymerase I
Exons: 4
Coding region: 1-486 (161 amino acids)
Biological process (GO): DNA-templated transcription
Cellular component (GO): RNA polymerase II, core complex; RNA polymerase I complex; RNA polymerase III complex
Molecular function (GO): DNA-directed RNA polymerase activity; DNA binding
Source: RefSeq, a predicted model, not a curated record
AUGUCGGACUUUGGCGGAGACGACCACGACGAACGCGAGGAAGCCGGUCUCGACUACGAGCCAGCUGAAGACUUCUAUGACGAUACUGCGGCCGAUGACUUUGCGGUAGAUGACCAGCAAGAAGAGGGCUAUGCGGUGCUGAACGGUGAUGGACAGCCUGCCACUACCAACGGAGAGAACGCCGAUCCAAAUUCCUCCUCUGGCCAAGGUCAAGGGAAGACUAUACUUCAGCAACGUGAGAAAAAAGUUGCCAAUGAUCAGCGGACAACGACACCGUACAUGACGAAGUACGAACGGGCCAGAGUACUAGGCACCCGUGCUCUACAGAUUAGCAUGAAUGCUCCUAUCCUCGUUGAUUUGGAGGGUGAAACUGAUCCACUCCAAAUCGCCCUGAAAGAGCUCAAUCAGAAGAAGAUCCCACUAAUAAUUAGAAGGUAUCUUCCAGACGGCUGGUACGAGGAUUGGACGUGUGAAGAACUCCUUUAA